AUGAACAGGACCUUUCUCUUUCUAAUUGGUACAGCUUUGCUGCUCAAGGGCACGAGUGCAAAGCCAUACAAUACUUGGAAACAGGAGUUCCCUCCUAAACACCAUGAAAGUAAACUACACCCAGAACAAGAGGUGAUAAAAGCUGUAUUCAAUGAGAAGUCAUCUCUUGGGUUGAGGGAGACUGAACCACCAGAAGAUAAGUUAACAUAUGAUACUGACCCAGUCAUUAAGAGUGCAGUUAAACACCCAAGUCAGCAAAAAUACCAGCAAGCAGAAGAGGACAAUGAUGCACUAAAUCAUCACUUUGAUGCUGUUCAGCAGGGCUUCCAAGUCCCAGCCAUACUUGAGAACAAGCCUGAGGAACAAAAUGUUCCCAAAGAAUUUGGAGGCUUGUAUGCAGAGGAAAUGAAGGGGCCUGAGGAAGACAGGGAUCAUCUAUACCACGCCUCGUUUGAUGCUUCUAAUGCUGAGAACUAUCCCGCAAGGAUGGUACAGCCAGGUUAUGAAAUUAUGGAAGGGCCAGAGGAAGACCGGGAUCAUAUUUAUCAUCCCUUUUAAAAUAAGACAAAUCAACUGAGCUAUGCACAGAAUUACAGGUAUUACUGAAUCAUGCCACACUGGCUGGUUUACACAACCUUUCAAAAAGUGCAACUAAUUCUUUCUUAUUGUUUACUGAGAACAUGUACACUAUACACCUUGAAUCUAAUCAUUCUGGGACAUAUAUAACUAGUACUGUAAUUGGAACUGAUUGUCAGUGUAUGACAAAUUGGAUUAAAUAUACAUAUAUUUCAUUCCCAUUGUUUUAAUUAGGUAUUGUCAUGUUUUCCUUGUAAUCAAACCAAAGUAUACAAAAUAAAGUAUAUUAAAAACUCACAACAAUUCAUACUUAAAAAUGUAUGUUCCAGUUUAAAUGCUUUCCUGUAAAAACACAUUUAUUUAGCUGUUAACAGUGGACUAAACACCAAGUGGUUUGAGGGAUGUUUAAAUUCUUUACAAUCAAAUCCUUGAGUUUUAAGUCAUCUGGUUUUUAUGAAAUGGCUUCGUGGUCAG
Polyodon spathula (Mississippi paddlefish) is the source of this 1050-nucleotide messenger RNA. RefSeq lists its product as uncharacterized. NCBI's taxonomy places the organism in Eukaryota, Metazoa, Chordata, Actinopteri, Acipenseriformes, Polyodontidae. The transcript has 4 exons. The coding region runs from base 1 to 558 and encodes 185 amino acids. The record is from RefSeq and is a predicted model, not a curated record.